Molecule: messenger RNA, 5165 nt
Organism: Xenopus tropicalis (tropical clawed frog)
Lineage: Eukaryota; Metazoa; Chordata; Amphibia; Anura; Pipidae
Exons: 8
Coding region: 205-2184 (659 amino acids)
Source: RefSeq, a predicted model, not a curated record
GUGGGUGUUGUUCUUGUGGGACAGGGUAAGAUGUGCAGCUCCUGCCUGGGACCAUAUUCUCCUGAGACUUUGGGGUGCACCCCGGCUGCAACAAGACCCCCCCACCUUAGAUCCCAAAGAGGGUUGCAUACUGCUGGCAGUCGGCAAUGAUACAAAAAGCGUUGCUGUUCUGCUGGACCCACCCAGAGUCACUAUAAAUGAGGCAUGGAGAAAUCACACUUGAAGGACCCAUUCCUAACGAUACAAAUCAACUCUGAGCAGGACUGGGAGUAUAUUGAGGACAAGGAGGCGUCAUCCUCAGACGACAAUGAAGAUGCCACCCCAGCAACCUCAGGUCAACAAAGAAAAUCCUCCAAUGCGCCAAAGCGCGGGCAAGGACGAGGGCACAAAAAGAAAGCCAGAUUCACACCAGAGGAGUUGGCUAUCGUUGUGGAAGAACUUUCUGCCCACAACAAGCUCCUGUUCACCAUCCAUCAGGAUCCGGUCAAGGCCCAGUGUAAGGCAGCCAAGUGGGCCGACAUAUUGAACCGGGUGAACGCUCACCAGGUGACUUUCCGGACUAUAGAUGACAUCAAGAAACGAUGGCACGACUUGAGGAAAACCGCCAGGAAGAAGCUUUUCAAGAUAAGGAGGGAGCAAGGGAAGCCGGGCGGAGUGUCACCGAGGAAGAAAACGCGACUCACUCGCCUAGAGAAAAUGGCCGCCAAGACCAUGACGCCAAAGAUGAGCUAUUUUUUCAGUAGCGAUGAUAUAUUGGAUAGUAAUGAAGAUUCUGAUGUAUCAUCACACGAAAGGUCACCUGAGUGUAAGGUCCCUCAACGAGAGCCAUACAUGACUAGACGCAAGAGUCAGGUGCCCAUAUCCCAGAUCAGCGAUGAGAAGAAUUCAGAAGCCAGCACAUCUUGUCACAGUUCCUACUCUGAAGACAUGUUCAACGGCAAAACAGAGAGGUCUCCAGAGAGUGCAGCUCCUGAUCAGCACCAGUUAGCAGCACACAGAGCAUCGAAUAACCCACCGACUGCCAUGUCUGUAGAAUCCGAGGUUGACUGGGAGUAUGUAGAGGAGAAGAAGGUCAUUAGAGAAGAGAGAAUCGUACGCAGGGGCCAAGCUCACAGUUCAUGGGGGGCUUCUGCUGCACAGCCAACACAGGUAAUGAGCCGCUGGCAGGCCAAAGUGCACAAGAGGAAGGCCAGGUUCAACCCAGAAGAGCUCGCAAUUGUGGCCGAAGAGUUGUCCUCGUAUAACAAGCUGCUGUUCCGUGCUCAGCACAACUUGGCAGACGUGCAGCGCAAGGCACACAAAUGGGCCGAGAUCUUGCGGAGGGUGAACGCCGUAAGCAUCACUCACAGGACUAUCGGGGACAUAAAGAAGAGGUGGCAUAAGCUGAGAAGAACAACCAAAAAGAAGCUCCUACAGAUGAGGAGGGAGAUGCAAGAGAAAGGAGUGGAGGAGACCCAUUUAACAAAGUUUGAGGAGAUGGCGGCUCGGACAAUGACCCCACAGAUGAUCUAUGGAGUGUCUGAAGGGUUGGACAUUAUGGAAAGUGAGGAGGAGGCGCGGAUUCCUCUGUUGACCAAUGGCUUACAUGGGGAAACUUGUGAGAUAACUCAUGUGGUUUCCUGUGAGCAAGCUGAAGAGUCUACCAACGAGGCAGAGGCUCAAAAUAGCCAUCAAAUACUGCUAAAAAUGGUGCCCACAUCAACCAAUAAUCACGAUAUUCCUGUGGAAGACCCAGACCGACCCAUUUCUAUUAUUGCCUCCCCCGACACACAACAAGGCUUUUCUAGGCAUUCGCCGACGCCUCUGAUGAGAGGACACGAGCCUGUAGAAAUAUCGAUGCAGCCGGAUCUGCUGGCACACCACGUUGGACAGCUGGUGGAAAGCAUUCGGGAACACAACGACCUCAUUCGCAGCCAACGUAGAAAUGAACUCUUAUUAGAGAGCAGAAUGGUGUGCCUGGAAAACGCAGUAAAAACCAUGGUCCAGACAAAUCAUGCGUUAAUCCAGGCACAAGCCCAGCACACGCAGGAACUUGGACACCUGACCCAGGCUGUGUGCCAAUUGGUGGAGCAGAUGGCUUCUUCCCGACCAGGAACUUUUGUCUCCAGUGCACACCAAGACCUGGCAUCUAGAACAGCCGUUUCUUUCAUGCCCCCUUCGUACAAUCCAUCUUUCCCUCUAUGACUGGAUUUUAUUAGUAGGUGUAUGGAGUGGACAUCCUCCCUAUUUUUAUUCACAUUUCUCUCUUCUGUUCCAACAGAUUUAUGAACAAAUGCCCAGAAGACUGAUUUACUUAUUAUAUCUGCUGCUACAGAAAAAAAAAUAUAUUACAUAUAUAUAUAUAUAUACACUACACCUUAUUUUCUCUACUCCAUCGCUAACUGGAAUUGGGAUGUUGGCCCCACACUAGACAUAACAGGGUAUAUUUCUUAUUCAAAACCUACUCUAGCACUCUUAAAAGAACACUCCAUUUUGGCCAGUUUCUACAAUCUGUUGGAAAAGUAAUCAGUACUACUUGUCUAGGCGUACUAUGUGCCAACUCCUUUAUAAUAUGCUGUAGUGGGUGCAAUAGUGCUUUGCACUGCUGCGUUAUAGGGCUCGAGUUCAACCUUGGCACUGUUUGCAAGGUACGUUCUCUUCGUGUCUGGUGUGUAUAAAGCGCUGUGUAAGAGUGGUGACCCUAUAGAAAACAGGAUAAUCAGUGAGGAAAGAGGGGCAUGGUGGUUUAGAGGUUGGUGCUACUUCUGCCAUUUAUGGAGAUCAGUUCUGGCCUUGGAAGUAUUGGCAAGGAUUUUUGUAUGUCUCCUUUCUGUAAUUUAGGCAGCAUGGUGGGUCAUUAGCACCACAUUUAGUGUUAAAUGGGCUCUUCCAAUAGUGCCGGUAUCAGGAAAGUACAACAAGCAGCACUUAGCACCAUCCUAUAGGGCCACUCCAUGUUCAUCCUUUAAAAUACUUAGUGCUACCAAGUUUAAAUGGGCCUGUGGUAUAACAACAUCACCCCUUGCAGAUAGGACUGAGGUCAGAAUAAAACUUAGGAGGGAAGUAUGGCAGCAGCAGUUACCACAGCACUGCCCCACAGAACUGCACUCACAGCACUGCCCCACAGAACUGCACUCACAGCACUGCCCCACAGAACUGCACUCACAGAACUGCACUCACAGCACUGCCCCACAGAACUGCACUCACAGAACUGCACUCACAGCACUGCCCCACAGAACUGCACUCACAGAACUGCACUCACAGCACUGCCCCACAGAACUGCACUCACAGAACUGCACUCACAGCACUGCCCCACAGAACUGCACUCACAGAACUGCACUCACAGCACUGCCCCACAGAACUGCACUCACAGAACUGCACUCACAGCACUGCCCCACAGAACUGCACUCACAGAACUGCACUCACAGCACUGCCCCACAGCACUGCACUCACAGCACUGCCCCACAGCACUGCCCUCACAGCACUGCCCCCACAGCACUGCCCCCACAGCACUGCCCCCACAGCACUGCCCCCACAGAACUGCCCCCACAGAACUGCCCCCACAGAACUGCACUCACAGCACUGCCCCCACAGAACUGCACUCACAGCACUGCCCCCACAGCACUGCCCCCACAGCACUGCUAACCACCAAACCUGCACUGUGUGUAAUGAUUAUGAUGUUGUAAACAUAGAUCUAUAAAAAAAACUCUGAACUUCAACUCAGGACCCAAGGCAGUGGCAUAACUUUGUGGGCCUGGCUCCCCCUUCAGAAUAUAUUUUUUUUCUGCCCCCCCCCCCCCCCCCGCACGAAAUCACAGGUCACCUUUACAUGCAUUCAUCGUGGGUCACCAGUGAUUUCACAUGCAUAGUGGCUCACCCGUAACGCCCUGCAUAAAGGGAGCAGACCCGGGCCGCAGGGUAUGCUUUCUCUCACCACUGGCAGCGGCACUAACCACUUUUGACUAACCAAGCCCCACCAUUACUAUAUCCUCAGGCACUGCAAGGAGUGUGCAUAUUCUCCUCAAGUAUUUGUAUGUUUCAUCUGGGUGCCCCGGUUUUCUCCCACACUCCAAUAAAACCCUGAAUUACUGUGGGUCAGCAAACAGUUGACAGUUUCACUUGGACAAAAGGUUGACCUUGAUGGAUAUACAUCUAUUCAACUUCACCUACUAUGUUACCAUACAGGCAGGUUAUUUGCCUCCUGAUAACACUGACCAAAGUUUGCUGGGGCAGGGAUUGAUGGGAAUGACAUAUAAUCUCUGAAAAGCGGAACCGCGUACCUCGGAACUGUUAUGCUUUCCGUGGUCAGUCCCAAUUUCCAACUGCAGUCUGGGAUGGGGUUUUAUUCUGCUCAGAGCAAAAACUGUGUCUGUCAAAAAAUGCAGGGGGGCACUCACGGUGGUUGUGAUGAAAUGUAGGGGGGCACUCACUGUGUUUGUCAUGAAAUGCUGGGAGGUGGGGGGCACACUCACGGUCUUGAAAUGCAGGUACAAGAGUGUGCCAUAAAAUGCUUGGGGACAGAAUAUAUCCAGAUAAAGUGGGGGGCUUCUGUAUCCGUCAUAAAACACUGUAGCACUUAGUGCUUCUUUACUCCUUAUCAGGAAAACCACUGGGGGGCACUGCAGUUUGGGUCCCAAUGGCAGAGGGGGGCACAAAAAAUGACAAGAACAUGAUGAUUUGCUGAUGGCAAAGGGGAUGGGCUUGUGAAGGAUAUGGCAGUGUUUAAUUGGAUCAUAUGCAGAGUUUUAUCCUUAUUGGGUAAUAGCCAGGGUGGAUUAAGGUGUGUAAGGGGCAUUUUUUUUUACAUUUUACUUAUUGGCAGGGCCCAGGAUACCAGUGGACUAAUAAGUAGGGUGAGGAUCCCACUUAUUUAGUAGUAUGGGGUGCCAUGAUUACUAAUGGUUCCCAGUUAGGGUUGCCAACUGGCUGGUAAAAAUGAUGCUUGACACCAAUGUUAUUAAAAGGGAAAUAUAUAAAUAGGCUGGUAUUUUUUCCAGCAAAGGUGGCAACCCUAUGUCUUGCUCUUGCCAUCCCAACCAUUUUUUUUGGUUCAUUGGGAGUGGUAUCUGGAGACGUGGCCAAGGGCAAAAAUUCCACUGCUGCUUACAUCCCUCCUUAUAUUUUCAUAUGUUGGUUGGAGGUAUGGACUGUGUCUGUGCUACAUAAAUAAAGGACAGUAAAAGAUG